Panicum virgatum (switchgrass) is the source of this 1560-nucleotide messenger RNA. Its product is annotated as CAX-interacting protein 4. The record is from RefSeq and is a predicted model, not a curated record. The coding region runs from base 474 to 1295 and encodes 273 amino acids. NCBI's taxonomy places the organism in Eukaryota, Viridiplantae, Streptophyta, Magnoliopsida, Poales, Poaceae. The transcript has 3 exons.
CCCAACCCCUGGCUCGUUCGUCUGCCUACUCUCUCCUUUUUUUUUUCUUUUGAAGUUCGAAGACCGUGGUGUGAUGGUUGGGCGAUUAGGCUCAGAUCUCUUGUUGCGGCGGACAAAUCGGGUUGACCUGAGCCGGAUCUAGAAGUUCCAUGGGUUGAAUUUCGUAGGGCGAAGCUAGGGUUUGGUCGCGGCCCAGGUGGUUAUCUGCUGGUUAGGGUUUCGUUGCGGUACAGAUCUGUCUCGUUUUCGAUAAUUCUUGUGGGUACCGGUGCGAAGUUUUGCGACCACACGUUGUGAGAUGCACUGGUACUGGAAAUCGGAAUUGGAUGCGGCUGGAGUUGGGGUGAAUUGUGGUUUAUAAUAAGCAAAAGAAAAGGGAAGGGCCUUCUCUGGACUUGGAAUUUGGACGACAAGAUGCACUUCCUUGCAUCAUUUCACGUCCCAACAGGUUUAGUGUUAUCUGAUUUUUUGGGAUGGACGCAAAGAAGUUCCUGCAGCUGGUUGAAGAGAAGAAAAAGAGGAUCAUGGAGAAGAAAGAAGCCCCAUUGAAAUGGGAGCAGAAGCUUGAAGCAGCAGCUAAGGCAGAGGCUGAUGCAGAAGCCAAGGCGAAGAAGUUUAAGUCAAGAAAGCAGAGGAAGAGAGGAGAUUCUUCCUCAGACUCUGAUAGUGAUGUUGAUCGGAAACUCAGGAAGAGGAAGGACCGCAGAAGGCACAAGAAACAUGGUCACUCUGAUUCUGAUGAUGCAAGAAGGCGCAAGCGAAGGUCCAAAAGGAGGAGCUUAGACUCAAGUGAUGAGAGCGACAGUGAAUACGAGAGUGGGUCUGAAGAUGAACGUAGAAGGAAGAAGCACUCACAUAGAAGAAGGCACCAUAGACAUUCAUCAAGGUCAGAUUCUGAAGACUAUAGCAGUGAUGAGGAAGAGCGGAGGUCGACCAAGAAGGACAACUCUAGACGCCACAGACACCGUCAUCAAUCAUCAGAUGAUGACUCUGAUUCUGAGGGCAAGGUCAGGUCGAGACACAGGAAGCGUCUGAGAUCUAGUGAUGAAGACGCACCAUCAGAUUCCAACCAUAAGCGCCACAGGAGCCGCUCCUUGGAUGAGUCACCCAAUGACAGAGCUGCUGAUGGAUCAGAGAAGAUGGGAAAUGGCAAAAGGUCUCACAAGAAUGGACACCACCACAACCGGCACCACCGGCACCACCAUCAUGAACGCCGUAGUAGUUCUGCAGAACCAGACAAGAGGCUACAACUGAAAGACGACCAGAAAGCCCUUGAAGGUGAUAGUGCAGACUGAAGAUCCUCCAGAGGCCGGGAAGAUUGAAUUUUCAUGAGUGAUCCUGUUAACACAACUCAACUUUGUUGUAUUGAUAACAUUUGUUUGUUUUGGCAAUUAAACCUUAGAAGAUACUUUUAUCAUUUCAUUUUACGAGCUAUGUUGCUCUGAUGGUUUGGUUGCACUAGAUGUUAAUAAUGACUGCAUGAUUAUCAACAUUUUAUGAGCUUCUGGCUGGUUGCCCGGCUCAUAAAAGAGUCUGAACGGAGAAAUGCAUCGCACUUUU